Messenger RNA from Heterostelium album PN500, 498 nucleotides. RefSeq lists its product as uncharacterized. NCBI's taxonomy places the organism in Eukaryota, Evosea, Eumycetozoa, Acytosteliales, Acytosteliaceae. The record is from RefSeq and is a predicted model, not a curated record. The coding region runs from base 1 to 498 and encodes 165 amino acids. The transcript is spliced from 3 exons.
AUGUUUAACUCAUAUAAAGAGUUGAUUACGUUUGGGUUUCUUGGAAGUUCAUUGACACAGUUGAUAUUCGAUGGUGUGGUGUUGUAUUUAGGUCAUAGCACACCACGACAAGACGAAGACGAUGUCGUUCUAAAAUCGAGAUUGAUCAAGAGACGUAUCGCUGCAUAUUCAAUACCCGUUGCAAAUGUAUUGGGAUUCUCUAUUUCCUAUGGCUGGACAAAGCUUCUAAUGAGUAUAUAUUCAAAGAAUCCAUGGUUAUUCGGUAUUCUUAUGACAUUACAUGGUAUACAAUUUUUUAGUCCUGCAUUUGGUUAUUUGUUUAAUAUUAAAGCAAUUUGUAGAGGUGGAUCAAGAACUAGAAAUGGUAAAGGAAUAAUGGAUGAAAUGAUGGAUAAUACUGUGGAGGCAGUCUUUGACUACUCUAGAUGGAGUGUAGUUUUCGCUUGUGGUGUUGGUUCAAUUCCAAUUUAUGUAUUAACAUUUAUCAAGAAAGUUUGA